AAAAUUCUUAAAUGUAUUUGAUAUUUGUGUUGGUCUUAACAAAAAUAAUAGCACAUUAAGGAUGUUAACAUGAAUAGCAUAAUCAUAAAGAAGAAUAUAAAAUAAAUAACCUUAUAUAUGCAGUAGCAAUUUUAUAACCUGAUAAUGGAAGUGGAGUUAAUGGGAUUGUAAAAAUGAUAUCAGAUGGAUAUACUACAACAAUAUAGGCUAAGAUAACAGGACUUUCAGAUGGAUUACAUGGAUUUCACAUUCAUGAAUUUGGAAAUUUAAUAAAAGGAUGUAUAUCUGCAGGACCACAUUAUAAUCCUCAUGAAAAAUUACAUGGAGGUCCAAAUGAUUAAGAAAGACAUGUUGGUGAUUUAGGAAAUGUUUAUUCAGAAAAUGGAAUAGCUAAUUUUAAAAUAACAGAUAAUUUAGUUAAAUUAAAUGGUUAAUAUAGUGUAAUAGGAAGAUCUAUGGUAGUUCAUGCAAAUGAAGAUGAUCUUGGAAAAAGUGAUCAUCCUGAUAGUAAAAGUACUGGAAAUGCAGGUGCUCGAUUAGCUUGUGGUGUAAUUGGAAUUAGUGGUCCAUUUGAAUUGGAUUGA
Paramecium sonneborni is the source of this 584-nucleotide messenger RNA. The record is from the annotation of a GenBank genome assembly. NCBI's taxonomy places the organism in Eukaryota, Ciliophora, Oligohymenophorea, Peniculida, Parameciidae.